AUGUAUGGAGCGACGACAUUGGUCUGUUGGCCAACAUCGCUUGACUGCGUUAGCUGGUCGCAAGACGGCAUUCUCGCGGUGGCAGCCGGCGAGACACUGGAGCUGCUGGUAAUGACAUCACCAGAUCGUGACCGGCAAUGGGAAAACCUGCAUCUGCGUACCAAUCUCUUCAACAACGCCGAGGUUCCAAUCAUCAAUCCUCUUGGCUUCCGGAGCAACUCGAUUGGAGAGGAAAUCUCUACCAGUACUACUGCUCUCAUAGCAUGGUCGCCACCUGGCCUUGCGAAACACCGGAGAUGCGCACUUGCAGUACUAACGACCAACCUUGUAUUAUCUCUUUGGGCGUGCGACUCCAAACCAGGCGUGGCAGCAAGCUGGAAGCGGGCUCUGGUCGUCAACCAUGCUGUAGAAGCUUACUUUGAAGAGCCGGGUGUUGAUGAAAGCUUGUCGGAGCUGGACCGUGAAAGUCGACGCAGAAUGAAGAGACGUAUACGCUCCUUUUGCUGGAGCCCUCAAAUAUAUCCGUCUACGCCUUCAAACAUUGAAGACAGCCAGAUCCCCGUAAACGGCUGUUUCAUUGCGGUGUCUAACGAUGACAAUGACAUUGUGGUCUUGCGGAUACAAUCCCCGUUUGAUUUCUUCAGUCCUGUUGCAAGCGAAUGGUCAGCCCGGGUAGUAGUAUGCUUUUCUGUUCAGCCAAAAAUCUCUUCAAGUCAAAACGCACCGCCCAUCACUCUCUUUAAUGAGCACAUGGAAGAGCAGCGCUUCAUCAGCAACCUUGCUUGGAGUCCUUGGAGCCUGAGCGAAGACGGCACUCCUCAAGCUGUGUUGGCAUACACUACUAAUGAAAAGCUACUCGUACGACGUAUACGCAUCCCAGGGCUUCCUGAAACGUCUGCUAUUGAUUUCGACAAAUCCGAUAUUGUGUUAGAGGAGUCAGUUGGCACAAGAGACAUAAGCCUUCUUCGCUGGGCGCCGAAAAUAUCCGACCAUCUUCUAUAUCUCGUUGCUUUUACUCCGGCGGAAGCACGAUGCUAUGAGAUGAACAUGAAUAACCUCUCAAGUUUCAAGCUUUCUAAUUGCUAUCUAUAUGGUAGAUGGGAUUCCGUUUCAGGGUGUGCAAUUUCCACUGAUGACGCUGGUCAACUUGAAGUCCACUUUGCUCCUCAUCUGUUUGCUAGUAAAUCGACAGUCACAGCUUUAAAAUUACCAAUCCAACCACUAGAGCCGCGAGAGAGCCCACUUUGGCAGAAUAGCAUCCGAGAGAGCGAAACCGUCUUCAGCGCCGAAAACGAGCUUGGAGGGCAUGUAUUACCGAAAACAUGGGGACUGACUUCUUCGCCUAUGGGUGAUUUGAUUGCGUCCGCUCACACUCUGCAUCCCGGCGAUAUGGUGGACUAUACGAUCGCGGCUGCGUCCCGCACUAAUGUGGGUAUACACCAAGUUGAGGACAAUCCUGAAUUCAUCUUACCCCCAAGUGACGUCUGCGCUGAGACUGUGCUGUAUAGCGCAAAGAAAUGGAUGGAGGCUAGUAUUGAGGAUAUUGAUGAAGAAGGCUUAUGCGAAGUUGUCCGCGAACAGUUCUGGAAAGCUUUCGGGCUCUUCAGCAUAGAAGACCAUGAAGGGGAAAGGCAGGAAGUAAGCCCCCCUGAAGCCUCUGCUCGCGAUCCAACCUUGCAUGGUAAACGUAUACUCUCACAAUACAUCAAGCGGCGCGUCGUGUGGGAUCGGGAUUGCCUAAAAGAAAGAUGCGAACGACUCCUUUCCCUUCUUUUCCCUGACCAAGUGGCCAAGCCAAACGCUUUACGGACUAUUUGGGGCCUCGUGAAUGCCGUGGCAAGGAUACCUCCGUCAUACUACAAUGACAGCAAAAGCGGUCAAAAGAUUCACUCCGCGUAUUUGGCUAUGUUGCCACGGCUAAAAAAGUUUGAGUUAGAUGAUCACGACAGCACUGUUGAGAUGGCUGCGGCGAAGCACGUGGAGCAGUGCGAGAUUUGUGACGACAUUAUUGAGUUUGAAGACUUUUUGUGGGCAAGAUGCGUUCAAGGCCACCAAUUCGUCCGCUGCGCGUUGACAUUCCUCGCUAUCCAAGCCCCCGGUAUCUCCAAAUUCUGUGGUGUCUGUGGCAGGCAGUAUCUGGACGAGCAACACAUAGCUCGGAAUGAUAAGCUGCCGGAGCUUUCUUCACCAGCGCCCUCACAACAACAUGCCCAAGACAUUGAGAUGCCCGAUGCAUCCGCGGGCUCCAAAGGUGAGAUUGAUAUGGACCAUGUAUGUUGA
Aplosporella prunicola CBS 121167 is the source of this 2280-nucleotide messenger RNA. RefSeq lists its product as uncharacterized. The record is from RefSeq and is a predicted model, not a curated record. Bases 1 to 2280 code for a protein of 759 amino acids. NCBI's taxonomy places the organism in Eukaryota, Fungi, Ascomycota, Dothideomycetes, Botryosphaeriales, Aplosporellaceae. Gene Ontology annotation, cellular component: transcription factor TFIIIC complex. The transcript is spliced from 6 exons. Gene Ontology annotation, biological process: transcription initiation at RNA polymerase III promoter. Gene Ontology annotation, molecular function: histone acetyltransferase activity.